Aegilops tauschii subsp. strangulata is the source of this 1351-nucleotide messenger RNA. RefSeq names its product heat shock protein sti1 homolog. Gene Ontology annotation, molecular function: protein binding. NCBI's taxonomy places the organism in Eukaryota, Viridiplantae, Streptophyta, Magnoliopsida, Poales, Poaceae. The record is from RefSeq and is a predicted model, not a curated record.
CCCGCUUCCCCUCCGCGGUAAGCGCCUCCCCGCGCCUCGACCGGGCGCAGACCGAACCCUAACCUAACUAAAUCCGCUCGCUCACUUCCCCUCUCUUGGACGCGGCACGCGCUCCUCCAGGCGGCGUACAGCGGCGAGCUCCGCCUCCUCAAGACUGCAGGGCUGGUGCGGGCGCUGGAUAACGGCAGGGGCCGCCCCAGGGAGGCGGCGGAGGCGGCCAGGGAGGACGGGGUCGGGCCGCUGCACCUCGCCGCCGGCAACGGGCAGCUGGAGGUGUGCCGCUACCUGGCCGAGGAGCUGCGCGUGGAUGUGGACGCCGCCGAUGACGAGGGCUGCCUUUCGCGCCAGCGCCAGAGGAGUCACUGCCCCAACCCGGCGAUCCAGCGGAGCACGAGGACGUGUCCAGGUGCAGCGAUGCCGACGGGAGCAGCAUGUUGUCCGUGGGGAAGAGGUCGAGGUCAAAGUUGAUCCUAAGGACGAACAAGUGAAUGAAAGGAAAAUAUCACAGUUGAAGUCAUUUGCGAGUAAAGCAAUCGAGAGAAAUGAUUACAUUUCUGCAUCAGCGUUCUAUACCAAGGCAAUAGAUGUUGACCCUAACGAUGCAACCUUGUUCUCAAACAGGAGCCUUUGUUGGCUCCGCACUGGUGAUGGACCAAAGGCUCUGUUGGACGCUCUUCACAGCAGAGAAAUGCGGCCUGACUGGCCAAAGGCCUGCUACCGGCAGGGCGCAGCUCUGAUGUUACUGAAGGACUACAAGAGCGCAUGCGAAGUGCUUCUUGAUGGAUUCAAGUUGGACCCAGAAAAUGCCGAGAUGUGCAUUACGGGAAGCGAUGGAAUCUUUGAAGAUAUCAAAAGGCAACACCAAGGCAACAUGAGCUGAACUUGAGCUUGCACUUGUGUUGACGAUGGAUGAAGACCAAGUCACCUCUCGUGAAAAAAAAACGCCAUCCUCUAUUCAACUCAAGUCAUGACCGGUGAAAUAUUGCAAAGCCUUUUUUCAUUGUGAAGUUGCUUUCUUGCACUAGUGUGGAGCAAUACAUGCUCGAGAUGUUUGAAUAACUUGCUUGGUGGAUAAUGGAAGUGCUCGUUUGUUAUCUUUACUGACUGUCCGGUAAUGUUGGUAGCAAAUGACUUGAUUUUUCGCUUUCUCGUAUACGUCUGUCAUCUGCGCGUGUGCAUAUGUAUGUAUGGAUCCUGACGACGAGCUUUCCUUGCCUUGGUUGCCACAGCUCCACUUAGUCGCAAUGGCAACAUCUUGUAUGUGCAAUGGUGAAUAAUACCUUAAUUUUGAGGGUACGCUAUUGUGUGUCUACUCUGGAGGUACAAACCUAAGUAAUGUUAAUGCUGGAAA